CACUCCCUGGCUCAGCCUCUCAGCCCCUGCCUUUCAGCAACAGGGGUGGGGAGCUGCUGGGAGUGAACCUAGCAUCCACACUGGCCAUGUGAUAAGUGAUUGCGAAAGAGACAGAAUGGGAAGACCCAGAGUCUGACACAGAGAGGGGGAGGCAGACAGACAGACGCAGAGAGAGAGGAUUCGUUGCCAUGAAGAGCUGGUUGAUCCUGGUGUGGUUGGUGACCUUCGCAGGCCAGGAUUGGCUGAAUGGGGCAGAAGGGGACAGACAGUGCCCUGCUUCCAAGGUUCCCCAACAAGCUGCUGCCCACAACUCCACAGGAGAUGAGGAGGCCAACAAUGGGACCCCCCAGGAGGCUGUGAUUUGUCAAGAAGCUCCACAGACCAGGGAAGGCCCCGAGCAAACCUCAGGGAAGAGAGGGAAGGAUGGGGGAGAGGGAGAGGGGGAGGGGCAGGAGACCCAGCAGGGACUGGUGCAGGAAGGGCCAGCGGGAGAGGAGUCCACAGGUUGCGAAGCUGCCUCCAGCGUGACAGAGGGAGAAGAGGAGGCUGAUCGAGCUACUGGCAUGAGUGGCCCUGGAGGGGUCCCUGAGAGACCAGAUAUAUCAGAGAUCCAGAGUACCAUGGAGCUGGACAAGAAGCUAGACAAGGAAUUGGCCAAGAAGCCGGACAAGGGGCUUGACGAGGAGUCGGACAAGGAACCAGCCAAGAAGCUUGAAAAGGAGUUGGCCAAGGAAUCAACCAAGGAGCCCACUGCAGCACCCACCACUCAGGCCACUACGGCGCCCGUUACAACACCGCAGCGGUGCCCGCCCAGUGACCCCUGGGGAAGCUGUGGGGAUGACUCCAAGGAGGAGAGCCCCAGGGUGGCUAUAGCGCUGACUGAUUUUGCACUGAAUUUCUAUUCGAAAAUGGCCAAGGUGGAAGGCUCUGGCUCCAACGUGGUCUUCUCGCCCUUCAGUGUGGCUCUGGCACUCUCACACCUCUUGCUGGGGGCCCGGGGCGAAACCAAAGAGCGGCUGGAGUCCAUCCUCUCCUACCCCUCAGAUCUUGUCUGCGUCCACGCUUCACUGCAGCGGCUCGUCAAAUCCCAGCCCUUGAUCUCAGCCUCAGAGCUCUUCCUCCGCCAAGGCCUGCCCCUGAACGAAGCCUUCCGCAAUCAGUCGCUGCGCUUCUACAACAGCCGGCCCCAUGUGCUCAGUGGCAACGAGACCCUGGACCUGCGAUUCAUCAACAAGUGGGUGAGAGACGUGACCAAGGGCAAGAUCAAGAGGCUGCUGAAGGAGCUGGAGCCUGACGUCCAGCUGGUGCUGCUCAACGCUGUCUAUUUCCAGUCCAAGUGGAAGAUGACCUUUAAAGUGAAGAACACAGUGAAUGAGACGUUCUACCGCCCAGGCCAGGACUCCAUCCAGGUGCCCAUGAUGACCAGCAAGAAGUACCCGCUUGCCUUCUUCAAUGACCCCAGCCUGCAGGCCAAGGUUGGCCGGCUGCAGCUGUCCCACAACAUGAGCCUCAUAGUCAUCGUGCCCCAGCACGUGUCCCAGCUCGCCCAGGUGGAGCAGAAGCUGACCAAAGAGACCUUCGCUGCGGUGAUGAAGAAGCUGAUGGGUGUCCCCUUCAAGCCCACCGUGGUGAGCCUGCCCAAGUUGAAGCUGGACAGCUCCCAGGACCUCAUGGAGAUCUUGGGGAAGAUGGACUAUGGCAUUUUCUAUGAUUCGAACCUGUGCGGCAUCUCAGAGGCAGAAGAUCUAUUGGUGACGAAUGCCCAGCACCGAGCCAUGCUGGAGCUGAACGAGGAAGGGGUGGAGGCCGCGGCUGCCACGGCCUUUUCGGUGGCCCGCACUGCCUGGGUCUUCGAUGUGCAGCAGCCCUUCCUCUUCGUGCUGUGGAAUGACGACCACGGCUUCCCCAUCUUCAUGGGCCACGUCAACGACCCCAGAGUGUGAACCAACCCUCUCCAUGCCCAGUGCCACUUGCAUGGUAUGCCCUGGUGCCACAGGCACUGAACAGGGUGCCCGCGGAGUGCUGCUUGGCUGUGACGCUUUGUGGGGGGGAAUAUCUGUCUCUCUCUCUCCCCCUCCGUAUAUAACCAUCCAUUCAUCCCCAUGCACUCCCUUCUACUUUGCUAUCAAUUCCACACAGCAUCUAUCAAGGGACUGACCUGGGAGGCAGUAUAUCCUAGUGGUUAGCACAGUGGACUGGGUCUCUGAGACCUAGGUUCUGCUGUUAGGUGUCCUAGAUCAAGAGAUGUUCUAGCUCUAUGCCUCAGUUUCCCCAUCCACAAAAUGGGGAUAAUGAUCCUGACCUGCUCUGUAAAGCACUAAAGAUCUGCUGAUGGAAAGGGCUGUAGAUGAGCUAGGGAUUAUUAUUAUCUAUCCAUGCAUCCCUAAUACGUAGCUUCUAUCUAACUAUCUCCCAAUACACCUCAUUCAUUGCCACAGUCUGUUCUCUCCGGAUUUUCCUUCUGUCUCCCUCUCUCUUCUCCCCUCAGCCCCUUUGUUCCUCCCUCUCCCCACUUGACUGUGUGUAGCCUGUGACUAUCCCAGGCUCGGAUCUUCUGAAAUGUACAGGGAAGAGCUGAGCUGUGGGGGGUCUCUUCUCCCCACUCCCUCGACUCUGUCCCCCUCACCGCAGCCGCUGCCUCUUCUAACAGUAAAUAAACUCUGAAAACUUUG
Molecule: messenger RNA, 2672 nt
Organism: Chelonoidis abingdonii (Abingdon island giant tortoise)
Lineage: Eukaryota; Metazoa; Chordata; Testudines; Testudinidae
Gene: SERPING1
Product: serpin family G member 1
Biological process (GO): negative regulation of endopeptidase activity
Molecular function (GO): serine-type endopeptidase inhibitor activity
Source: RefSeq, a predicted model, not a curated record